Amoebophrya sp. A25 is the source of this 2743-nucleotide messenger RNA. Lineage: Eukaryota; Dinophyceae; Syndiniales; Amoebophryaceae. The record is from the annotation of a GenBank genome assembly.
AUGUUGAAAAAUGAAGCGCUCUCUGGUAUACAAAUUAGUCGGAUACACAUGCAAGCGACCGAGCAUGAGAAUAGAUGCUGCUCGUUAAUGGUCAAGAAAAAUUAUCUAGCGCAUUAUGGGAAUACUUUUGAAACUCCUUGAUGUUAUAUAUGUACCAGGGAGGGAGGCCCCCCCUUAAGGUCGAGAAUGGGACCCCCUGGGCUUUACGGGAUUCCUAGUGCGGAUAUGAUCUGGGGCCAAGCGAUCGCCAGGCGGGUCCUGCUCCUGCUGGGGCCUCCUGCUGGGGCCUCCUGUGGUUCCGGUGGUUCCUGUGGUUCCUUCUGCUUCAAUUUCUGCCCGUGGGAAAGUUUCCGCCCCCGGCUCCUUUUUCUGCUUCAAUUUCUGCCCGGGGGAAAGUUUCCACCCUCGUCGCCUUUUUCUGCUUCAGUUUCUGCCUGGGGGAAAGUUUUCCGCGCCCCUUUGUUGAUUUUCUGCCGGGUUUGCUGCCUCGGGAACAUUUUCCGCCCCCCUUUGUUGAUUUUCUGCCAGGUUUUGCUGCCUCGGGAACAUUUUCUACUGCCCUGAGUGUAUUCCUGCCAGGUUUGCUGCCUCGGGAACAUUUUCCACCCCCCUGAGUGAAUUCCUGCCAGGUUUGCUGCCUCGGGAACAUUUUCCACCCCCCUGAGUGAAUUCCUGCCAGGUUUGCUGCCUCGGGAACAUUUUCCACCCCCCUGAGUGAUUUCCUGCCAGGAGUGCCGCCUCGGGAACAUUUUCCAUCCCCUUGGUUGACUUUCUGCCAGGUUAGCUGCCUGGGGAACAUUUUCCCACCCUAUUGGUUGACUUUCUGCCGCAUUUUCUGUCAACCGGGAAUAUAUUCCGCCUCCCGCCCUCUGUGACUUUCUGCCGCAUUUUCUGACACCUGAGAACACUUCCCGCCCCCCUCUUGGACUAUCUGCUGCACUUUCUGCCACCUGGGAACACUUUCCGCCCCCGUCUGUGACUUUCUGCCACCCGGGAACACUUUCUGCCUCCCGCCCUCUGUGACAUUGAUUCUUGCCGCGUUUUCUGCCUACCCGGGAACAUUUUCCACCCCCCUCCGUGACUUUCUGCCACCCGCCCGGGAACACUUUCCGUUUCCACCCCCCUCUUGGACUUUCUGCUGCGUUUUCUGUCAACCGGGAACACAACAUAUUCCGCCUCCUGCCCUCUUGGAUUUUCUGCCGCAUUUUCUGCCUACCUGGGAACGCUUUCCACUCCCCUGGUUGAUUUUCUGCCACCCGAGAACACUUUCUGCCCCCCUCUUGGACUAUCUGCCGCAUUUUCUGCCACCCGGGAACACUUUCCGCCCCCCUCUUGGACUUUCUGCCGCAUUUUCUGCCACUAAGAACAUUCUUGCCCCCCCUUCCUCUUGGACUCUCUGCCGCAUUUUCUGCCGAGCUCUGUGAAUUUCUGCCAAACUUUUCCCCCUCGCCGUCUUGUGAACAUUUUCCGCGUCCCUCUUGUGGUUAAGACUGAGGCCGAGACUCACAGCCAGGGGAACUCUGCUGCCCCUCGUCCGCCAAGUCAUGAAAUUGCCUACAUGACUAGAAAUCCCGUAAAGCCCACGGGGCCCCUUUCUCGACCUUACGGCCCCUCCCCCUGUGGAUGGAUCUGGGGUGGACCACGCCAGAGGGGUCGAGCCUUGCCACCUUUGCCAGGUCUGUCGGGGGGCUGCCGGGCGGGAAGGCCUCAAAGCGCCCACUUCUGACCCCUUUCCGCUUCUUGCAUGUACCCGACAGACCUGGCAAAGGUGGCAAAGGCUGGGCCCUCUUGUCGUGUUGCGUGUGCCCGACAGAGCUGGCAGAGGAGGCAAGGUGGGACCCACCCCCUUGGCGUGCUGCAUGUACCCGACAGACCUGGCAAAGAAAGGUGGCAGCCCAACACUACAGACCUGGCAAAGGUGGCAAGGGUGGACCCCUCUGGCGCGUUGCAUGGGUCCAACCCUACGCCAAGGGGUUGGGUUCCCGCCUUGCCUCGUCUGCCAGUGCCAGCUCUGUCGGGUACACGCAACACGACAAGAGGGCCCCGCCUUUGCCACCUUUGCCAGGUCUGUAGGGUACUUACAUGCAAGAAGCGGGAAGGGGUCAGAAGUGGGCGCUUUGAGGCCUUCCCGCCCGGCAGCCCCUCGAAAAGAGGGGCUGGGGCGGGGAGGCCCCCCCCUCAAGAAGUUAGAUCGGGGGGGAGCCUCCCGCCCUGAGCCUUGGAGCAUAUAUAUUUAUAUUAUGGAUCUAAUGUGCAAAGAAAACCAUAGGAGUCACCAACCGAGCAACGCAGUAGUGCAAACGCUGGAAGUAGUAUCUCUCGUAUAGCCCUCUAGCAUGUACAGUAAGUUUAAUGCAAUGAAUGCUGUGAUUGUCACAUUAUCUAUGACUAGUCACAAUUCUUGAUGUAGUUUUCCGGUAAGUGCUUAGUCAUUUUGGGAUUAUGUGCAUGUUUUUUCUACGUCUAGACCAGGUCUUGUAUAAUCUUGAAGCCCGAUGCAUGAAAGAAAGUACUAGUUCUAUAGUUGAUAUGCAUGCUGUCUCUGUUGAGCUGACAUGAUUCAUUCAGGAUGUGUGUCACAGUCAGUGCGUUCCUUGGAUCGAACGCUCUUAACGGGGGCCAAUGACAGAACCAAAAUGUGUAGUUCUUCUGGAAAAAACCUUGAAACUAGACAAAGCGUCCGUGGGAAUACGAAUAUGAUAGAACAAGGCACUAGAUCUAGAUGGUAGUUCCUACCUUUUCG